Messenger RNA from Emiliania huxleyi CCMP1516, 870 nucleotides. RefSeq lists its product as hypothetical. The record is from RefSeq and is a predicted model, not a curated record. The transcript has a single exon. Lineage: Eukaryota; Haptophyta; Isochrysidales; Noelaerhabdaceae. Bases 1 to 870 code for a protein of 289 amino acids.
AUGGGACAGCAUCUUGUCUAUUGGCUCCUCGUUCGCUACGGUCUGCGCUUUGCAUUGAGCCUCAUCACGUGGCAGGUCUACAAGUGGAAGGGUCUUUCGGACGACGAGGUGGGUCUCAUCGCCGGGCCCGAGAUCGAUAUCCCCACUGAGAAGCUCCGCGUGCGUGGAGGCUGGGCGAUCUACACCAUCGACAGCUUGGGCAGAAAGCUGCCGCACAUGAACAACUGGGCUGGGCUGAAUGCCUGGGCGCAAGCCGUGACCACGACCUCUUGGGCCGCCUUCCAAUUCGACUCAAUGAAUUCGACGAUCGACGUGGUUGUGUGCCUGCUCCUUCUGCGAACUGUCAACUUUUGGGUGAACGUGCUGCACUGGCUCUCGGUCGUGCGCACCGCGGACGGCUAUGCCCGACGGGCGAACAAGAUAUUUGCGGCGACCGGGUCCAUCUUGGGGAUGGGCGUGACGGUACCGCUUUGCAGCGGCGUCCUGGGCAUGCUCUUCGCUGAGGGGCGCGCGGACAGAGUUGCGUUCGAGCACGCGCUCAUGACGAUUGUGGUCAACCCUGCCGGGUAUGGUGAUGCCCUUGCGGAGGUCGUCGGUGUGCUCGGCAAGCUCCGUUUCCAAGUGUACGGCAUGGGCGAAACCAACACCAAGAGCGUCGAGGGUAUGGUUGCCAUGUUCCUCGGCUCGACCGUACUCUCGCUGUCGGAUGCGUGGGCCAUAGGUGGCUGGCCGUGGCUGAUGCUCGUCGGGCUGCUAUCCACAAUAGCAGAGACCUGGAGCCCCCGUGCCUUUGAAAACGUCUUCAUACCGUUCUUCGCCUCACUUGGAUGUGCCAUUGCGCUCGCGCUCCAGCCAGGGCUGGUGGACUAA